CUGCAGAUUACCCGAAAUCGAGUGUUGGCUCUGAAGAGUUCCUCCGCAGAUGCGGAGUUCCGGUUUGAAAUCGAAGGGCCUAUUAUGCCCUUGUGCUUGACGCGUAUCAUUGACCUCUUCAACGUCACACAGAGAGGCACCUUUGGCGUGUCUCUCUCCCCUUUCAACAACUCCAAGGGGGUCAAUGUGCAUCCUAUGCCGUCAGAAAGUGUUUCCACUCAAAUGGUGCCGAAUCCGAAAGCACUCUUACCGAAAUUUCAAUCAGAGGAACUAGACGAAUUGGCGCAUAGCUGUGGUGUGACACGGAGAGAGCUCGAUACACUCACAAAGCCCCCUUCAGCACAACUCACAUCCGUCAGGAGAAUACAGAAAGAAUCGUCGUCAUCUCCAUAUGUCUGGUGGGCAUCGUGACGGCUAUCAAACGGCAUGUAACCUAAUAAACAAACAUCCGAACUGUACUCAUGUGUGUUAUUUGAAGUAUCUACAGAUGCAGACCUUUCGCCGG
Molecule: messenger RNA, 505 nt
Organism: Sphaeroforma arctica JP610
Lineage: Eukaryota; Ichthyosporea; Ichthyophonida
Exons: 3
Source: RefSeq, a predicted model, not a curated record